AAAGAACUUGAGACUCACCUGAAACGGUAUGCAUUGCAAGAAGAAUUUUCUUAUAAAAAAACAAGAGUUGAUUAUCAUUUGAGUCAAGACAAAAUGAAAGGCUUAACAGCAGAACAGAAAAAACAUGAAAUUAAACGAAGAACUUAUGAGUUCAUUGUGACAAGACCUAAAAAGGAAAAUCCUAUUGGUAUAACUUCCAUUAAACUUGAAUACAAUCAUGAAAUGAAUCCAUUAGUUAAUGAAAUGGCCCUUAAAUUUUGGAAAUUUACACAGCCAAUGCUUAAUGAUGUUGAAUUUUAUGUGAAACAUGAGACAACCAAUGAUGUGCCUUCAAAAUUCUUUGGACAUAUUAAUAAGAUUUGCAAAGAAUUUUUAACACCACAUAUUCUUGCAGUAACACAAAAUCAGAUGAAUCAUUUAUUCUUUUACGAUGCUUAUUUGAUGGAUAGAAACUUUAUUCAACAGUCUAUGAUCAGAAAUAUACAAAAUGUGACAAUUAUCGAAAUCUGGGAGAUUAAACUGGAACUUUCACAAACAAAAUCACAUUUUGUUAUUUUAAUGAUAGAUGGAAAUCAUUUUUGCACCUGCAAUUUCUUGAUAUCAUUUGGUGUUCCUUGCAGACAUUUUUACAAAGUUCUUAGAAAAAGUCCAGAAGCUAAGUUUCAUAUUUCAUUAAUAAAUCAACGCUGGUAUUAUGACUUAAAGCUUAGUAUUACUGAUGAGGAAUUGGCUUUAUUAAAUGUAAUAUUAAUUGUUGAAGAUAGUUCCGAAGCAACAGUUUAUAGAGAAAUGAACUUUAAUUAUAUUCAUCAAGUCCGUGAUGGUCAAGUUUAUACAGAAAAACUUCAAAAGAUUGUUUCAGCAAAAGUAAAAUAUGGAAGGUCUUUAAGAAUUGCAAGAAAGGCUUUGGAUUUAGCACAAAAAUUAAACUAUUAUAAUGAGUUAAAUGAAAUACUUCAAACUGAAGAAGAAACUGCAAACCAAAAUAAGAAGCAAAAAGUAACUAAUUUGGAGUUAGAACAUACGAUAGAAAAUGAAGUUAAUGAUGGGGAUAAUAAAAAACAAAGAAGAUGUAAGGGUUGUAAAGGUAUAGGUCAUGAUUUGCGCAAUUGUAAAAGUAAACCUCUUAGUGAAAGAAAUUAA
Funneliformis caledonium is the source of this 1143-nucleotide messenger RNA. The record is from the annotation of a GenBank genome assembly. Lineage: Eukaryota; Fungi; Glomeromycota; Glomeromycetes; Glomerales; Glomeraceae.